GUGUUUUUCUCUGAAAAAUUAAUAAUUAGGGUUACUCGAGCAUGGAGAAGUCGGUGUUGUAUCUGCCACAUGAAUUGAUGAUUGAAAUAUUUCUAAAAUUGCCGGUGAAAUCUCUUAUACGUUUCAAGUGUGUUUGUAAGUCAUGGUUUUCUCUUAUCUCUGAUCCCCACUUUGCAAAUUCACAUUUUCAACUUACCACACACACUCAUAGAAUUAUGUGUGUAUCAAAUUCUCCUACUGAAUUUUGUUCUAUAGAUUUUGAAGCAUUUCUUAACUAUGAUCCUCGUCUUUCUUCACUAAGCAUGAAUUUUUCACUUCCCGGAUCUCAUCUUCCUUUUAAAAUUAUAGGGUCUUGUAGAGGGUUUAUACUUUUGUACCGUUGUCGAGACAUCUUCCUAUGGAAUCCAUCCACUGGAUUUAAAAAACAAAUAUCUUUGUCUCCCUUAGUUUUCAAAUUAGUAACAAACUAUGGUUAUGAUAAUCUAUUCGGUUUUGGUUAUGACCAGUCAAGAGAUGAUUACUUGGUUGUUGUAUUGUACCAUGAUCCAACUGUAGCUAAUAGUUUUUCAUCACAUUUAGAGUUUUUCUCAAUUAGAGAUAAUAGGUGGAAAGAAAUUGAGGGUACUCACUUGCCUUCUUAUGACCUUAUUUAUAGUAAAGGGUUGCUUUUUAAUGGAGUUAUUCAUUGGUUGGCUCUUCGUUCCGAUUUAGAAUCCGAUUUAGAAAUAAAAGUUAUUGUUGCCUUUGAUUUAACGGAAAGGAAAUUGUUUGAGAUGCCUUUGCCAAGCGAUUAUGACUAUGAAGUUAAUUUGGACUUAGGUUUGUGGGUAUUUGAAGAAUUUCUCAGUCUAUGGGUUAAUGAAGAUCGUAAUGAUACAUUUGAAAUAUGGGUGAUGAAAGAAUACAAAUUGAAUUUAUCAUGGACUAAGACUCUUAUUCUUCCUCUUCGAUAUAUUUACUUAUUUGAGCCUAUAUUCUCUACAAAUAAUGGUGAUAUUAUUGGAACAAGCCCACCUAGUAUACUGCUCAAGUGCAACUAUAAAGGACGGGUGAUGAGAUAUCACCCCUUUUGUAAUGGUCUAUUUGACAUUGUCAAGUAUACAGAGUCUCUGCUUUCAGUCCCUUGUGAUAAUGGGCAAGAUUAUAAACUAGAAGAAUGAGUUUGUGAAAUAUACUCCUUCAAUGUUUUCUUGGUUAUUUAUAAUGAUAUUAUUAUGAUGAAAUCUUGGAUGGCUAUAUUUGAGGGAUUUGGAUUUAUGAAGUCGACUGCAUGCACUCAGUAGA
Molecule: messenger RNA, 1284 nt
Organism: Trifolium pratense (red clover)
Lineage: Eukaryota; Viridiplantae; Streptophyta; Magnoliopsida; Fabales; Fabaceae
Product: F-box/kelch-repeat protein At3g23880-like
Exons: 1
Coding region: 42-1160 (372 amino acids)
Molecular function (GO): protein binding
Source: RefSeq, a predicted model, not a curated record